Triplophysa dalaica is the source of this 1745-nucleotide messenger RNA. RefSeq names its product 4-galactosyl-N-acetylglucosaminide 3-alpha-L-fucosyltransferase 9-like. Gene Ontology annotation, molecular function: alpha-(1->3)-fucosyltransferase activity. The coding region runs from base 392 to 1519 and encodes 375 amino acids. The transcript has 2 exons. NCBI's taxonomy places the organism in Eukaryota, Metazoa, Chordata, Actinopteri, Cypriniformes, Nemacheilidae. The record is from RefSeq and is a predicted model, not a curated record. Gene Ontology annotation, cellular component: membrane.
UCAUUUUACGAAUUAAUACAUUUUACAGCUUGUGCUUGAUCUGCUAAGUUUUCGUAUUUGUGUCUAUGUAUUGUUUUUGUUCCUGGUAGUGCAGUCGCAGUAUUUUCGGAAGCAGGCUUAGUUAAAUAACUGACAUCGAUGAUAAACUUGGUCUAAAUAAACACCAAAUUCGCAGAAUUACCAGAAUUAAAUAUACAGCUGCUAAUUUAUAAAGUUUUUUAUUGCAUCAUAUUGAACAACAAACAGAACAUAAAAUUAAAUGUAUUCAUAUAAUGACGUCAAACAAUACAUUUACUAACUUAUUAAGUUAUGUAACUUAAAAACUGUCUACAUCGGAAUACGGCACAACUGUCUACUAUCCAUUACGGCACAAAUUUGGAAAACUUUGGACAUGUUCGAUGAUCGUAAAAUGUCAAAGGGAUGUUCAGCUCCGGGUUGUCGCAGUAUACUGACAGUUGCCGUCGUCGUCUCCCUGAGCUUAUUUUUCUUUUUCUGGACUUUACCUCUGACCUACUGUCCACCUCAACUUCCUCAAUUCAAUCAACUCUCAGAUGGACAACAUGAAGAGAAGAACAACUCAAUUGCUGAAGAAACAGUGGAGAAACCUGUACUUUUGUUAUGGGUCUGGCCUGAAAAUUACCGAUUUGAUCUGAGUGACUGUAAAACCAUUUACAAUAUUGAUGGCUGUCACCUGACGGACGAUAGAGCUCUCUACAGCAGUUCAGACGCUGUCCUUGUUUUUCACAAGGCUAUUCGUUGGGACCUGUCCACCCUUCCACCAUCUCCUCGUCCCUCGUUCCAAAAGUGGAUCUGGCUUAAUGUAGAAUCUCCAACAAACACGCAGAAAAUUCCAGGGAUUGAAAACCUCUUUAAUCUGACUCUCAGUUAUAGAGAGGACGCUGACAUUCCUGUGCGGUUGAGACUGACAGGCAACAAAACUCCAAAUGAGGAUUUUAAAAUUCCCAAAAAGGACAAACUGGUCUGUUGGAUCGUAAGUAAUAAUGCUGCCCAUACAGGUGUCGGCAGGAGGAACGCUUACUACAAUGAACUUAAAAAACACGUCAAUAUACAUUUGUUUGGAAAAGCGUACGGAACGUUCCUGGAUUAUAAAGACUAUUAUCCCACCAUAGCCAGCUGCAAGUUUUAUCUGUCUUUUGAGAAUUCCAUUCACAAGGACUACAUCACAGAAAAGUUCAAUGGACCUCUGUCAGCAGGUACUGUACCUGUGGUGCUGGGACCUCCCAGAAAGAACUAUGAGAGGUUUGCACCGGGUGAUGCCUUCAUUCACGUGGACGACUUCCCAGACGCAAAGUCACUGGCAGAAUAUCUGAUGCAGCUGGACAGAGAUGAAGAUGCGUAUCGCAGGUACUUUAACUGGAGGAGACAUUUCUCAGCACGACCUCAUUUAAUAGUACAGAAUCAAGAGUUUGUUCUGGCCAUUUGCACGGCCUGCGAUCAUGUAGCGAGACACAAGGAAUAUCAAGAAGCUCAUGAUAUCUAUGAAUGGUUUUUUAACUAAUUUUCGAUCAUCUCAGGUUUUGGAGUUUGGUUUUGCUGUUUGGUGCUAAUUGGUGUUAAAACUGUUUUUAAGUGCAGAAAUAUUGUUAUUGAACAGACGAGUUUAGACCUGUAUGAAUUUCCUGUACUAAAACUGUUAUUGUUGUUGCAUCCAACUUUAUACUAUUUUAUUUUAUUCAUUCAAUUUUUUAUUUGACAUGCUUUAAAUAAAUACAUUCCAAAAUGAA